AUGAAGGAUAAUUUUGUGUGGGACUGUUCACGUAUCAAACUGUGGAACAACGUGGCAUCCUGUAUGGAGAAAUGGUUCGGUGAUAAACGGCUGUGGUUAUUUGGCAACAACCUGCCGCUGCUACCGAGGAGAUGGGAAGUACGACUCAUGAUCAGUUACUCAACUACACACACCGCGUAUUGUACCACGGUGGUACCGUUAAAGUCUAAUUCCUAUAGAUUUGUAUCUCCUCUCCUCUAUAAUCUACACGUCAGGGGAGUGCUAGACUUCCGCCGGGGUUGCGGGGUUAGCGCAAUGAGGCACCGCGACCUCGGCCCGGAGCAGGAGAAGGAACAGGGAGGUUUUUAGUCACGCGCGAGCAGUCGCGCGAUGGAGCGCUACGAGAAGCUCGCCAAGUUGGGCGAGGGCUCGUACGGGCUCGUGUACAAGUGCCGCAACCGGGACACUGGCGAAAUCGUCGCCGUCAAGAAGUUUGUGGAGAACGAAGAUGAUCCACUCAUCCGGAAGAUCGCACUCAGGGAAAUUCGGAUGCUAAAAACACCAAUUCUAAAUCCUCUGUAUCCGCUGCACCAAGAGUGUCAGCCAAUUCUAAAUCCUCUGUAUCCGCUGCACCAAGAGUGUCAGCCAAUUCUAAAUCCUCUGUAUCCGCUGCACCAAGAGUGUCAGCCAAUUCUAAAUCCUCUGUAUCCGCUGCACCAAGAGUGUCAGCCUAUUCUAAAUCCUCUGUAUCCGCUGCACCAAGAGUGUCAGCCUAUUCUAAAUCCUCUGUAUCCGCUGCACCAAGAGUGUCAGCCUAUUCUAAAUCCUCUGUAUCCGCUGCACCAAGAGUGUCAGCCAAUUCUAAAUCCUCUGUAUCCGCUGCACCAAGAGUGUCAGCCAAUUCUAAAUCCUCUGUAUCCGCUGCACCAAGAGUGUCAGCCAAUUCUAAAUCCUCUGUAUCCGCUGCACCAAGAGUGUCAGCCAAUUCUAAAUCCUCUGUAUCCGCUGCACCAAGAGUGUCAGCCAAUUCUAAAUCCUCUGUAUCCGCUGCACCAAGAGUGUCAGCCAAUUCUAAAUCCUCUGUAUCCGCUGCACCAAGAGUGUCAGCCAAUUCUAAAUCCUCUGUAUCCGCUGCACCAAGAGUGUCAGCCUAUUCUAAAUCCUCUGUAUCCGCUGCACCAAGAGUGUCAGCCUAUUCUAAAUCCUCUGUAUCCGCUGCACCAAGAGUGUCAGCCAAUUCUAAAUCCUCUGUAUCCGCUGCACCAAGAGUGUCAGCCUAUUCUAAAUCCUCUGUAUCCGCUGCACCAAGAGUGUCAGCCUAUUCUAAACCCUCUGUAUCCGCUGUACCUAGUGUAUCAGCUAAUUCUAAAAUCUCUGUAUCCGCUGUGCCCAAAAACCUAG
Messenger RNA from Spodoptera exigua (beet armyworm), 1380 nucleotides. NCBI's taxonomy places the organism in Eukaryota, Metazoa, Arthropoda, Insecta, Lepidoptera, Noctuidae. The record is from the annotation of a GenBank genome assembly.